AUUAUAGUUUUUAUUAUCGCGCUGAUGAAAAUGGUGUUAAAUUACCUAAGAUUCACUUAAUUUUAUGCAAACUAUCGUCUAAUAAUCAAGAGAUGAAAAUCGGUAUUGGUGGAAACACUCCGACAGCUGCCGAAAUCGAGAAAUGCUGGCGUUUUGUUUACGAUAUCUAUACAAAACAUCGCGAUGCAUUCGAACUUCGGACAAUCCCAUCCUCGCCAAUCCCGUCAUCUAAUGAAAGAUCAACUUCUAUGACCCCACGUUUAUCAUCCAUAUCCAUGACACCGACCUUCCAUCAUCAACAUCGUUAUUCAGCCUCAAUGCCUGUUACACCAGCAACAAUCAGUCAUUUUCAUAAUCAUACCACACCUUCCAAUCAUUCAACAGAACAGUAUCAACCUCAAACAUUUGAAGAUUUUAUGCGACAAUAUGUCAUGCAUAUUGGUAACGAAACAAAUGUUGUCUCACGCAUAGCUGUUAAGUCACAUUCUCCACUACUUGCCGUCAAACAUCCUCAUCCAUCCAAUGAGUAUCAAAACUGUGCGCAAACAUUCGACAAGACAUUAAACGAUAUUGUCGAACGUAUUUGA
Adineta ricciae is the source of this 587-nucleotide messenger RNA. Lineage: Eukaryota; Metazoa; Rotifera; Eurotatoria; Adinetida; Adinetidae. The record is from the annotation of a GenBank genome assembly.